Prorocentrum cordatum is the source of this 424-nucleotide messenger RNA. NCBI's taxonomy places the organism in Eukaryota, Dinophyceae, Prorocentrales, Prorocentraceae. The record is from the annotation of a GenBank genome assembly.
AGGAGAGUCGCCACGCACGCCGCCUUCGAGAGCCUGACGCUGCUGGUGAUCUCCGUCAACGCGCUGUGGAUCGCCAUAGACACCGACAACAACCCCGCCUCGACGCUGCUGACGGCCGAGCCGCUCUUCCAGAUUGUGGAACAUUCUUUCUGCUGGUACUUUUCCUUUGAGUGGUUCGUCCGGUUCAGCGCAUUCAAGAAGAAGCGAUACGGGCUGAAGGACGCGUGGUUCGUCUUCGACUCGUGCCUGGUGUUCAUGAUGGUGAUGGAGACGUGGGUGAUGACCAGCAUCCUGUUGCUUGCGGGCUCAGGCGGUGGCAGCGGCGUGGGCGGGGCCUCGAUCCUGCGGCUGUUCCGCCUGCUGCGGCUUUCCCGUCUGGCGCGGAUGCUGCGGUCCAUGCCGGAGCUGAUGAUUCUUAUCAAGG